Molecule: messenger RNA, 1655 nt
Organism: Musa acuminata subsp. malaccensis (wild Malaysian banana)
Lineage: Eukaryota; Viridiplantae; Streptophyta; Magnoliopsida; Zingiberales; Musaceae
Source: RefSeq, a predicted model, not a curated record
CCUCGAGGCCCAUCCCUCCCCGUGCGCUCCCCCGAAAGCAACGCUGCUCCACCUCCUGCGCCUCCGUACGCGUUCCCUUCCUCUCGCAAAUCGCGGCCGCCGAGCAAACCCUUCCCUCGUGACGAGAGAGACGAGGUAUGGGCAGCGACAGCGAGAAUAAGAAAUCCGUGGAGAGGAAGAAGCCGAUGGCCGUCGCACCCAUCGCCAAGCCCCUGGCCGGCAAGAAUCUCUGCAAGCGCACCCUCAAGCUCGUCCGACGAGCUGCGGAGGCCAAGAGCUUGAAACGGGGACUGAAGGAAGUAGUAAAGAGUGUCCGCCGUGGUCAUAAAGGAUUGUGUGUUAUAGCUGGAAACAUUUCUCCUAUUGAUGUGAUUACACAUGUGCCCAUCUUGUUGGAGGAAGCUGACAUUCCUUAUAUUUAUGUUCCUUCAAAGGAGGUUUGUUGGGAUCAUCUUCCUUUCUUUGUUUUUGUUAAGCCAGAUUAUUAGGAAGCUUCAAUCAUGAAAAAAAACACAUGUUGCCUAAUGCUCUUGUCUUUUUGCUUGACAUAAAUUAUUUUUUGGAGUGGUGCUUUGCUUCCUAAUGCUGUGUCAACACUUAUUGAAUUAUCAUAGUUACCUUUCUUUUAAAAAUAAAAGCAUGUUGACCAUUGUAACAGUUAGCCUGAUAAAAUGCAAGAUUCUUAUGCUAGCACUUGUAUAUUGUCUGUACCUGUAAAAGCACUCUCUGGUUCUCAUACUUCUGUGCAUCUUCAUUUAAAAUAUUCUAGCAUGACUGGUUUGUAUUAGUAGGUGGGUGAAGGGUUGAAAUUAUGAAAACGGAGGUUUCCAGAUAUUGAAACAUCUCUUUGAGCUACUGGUAGCUGACAUGGUUUCCUUUGGCAGUGGUUAUAACUUGCCCCACUUCCAGUUAAUGAUUACCUAGACAAUAAUAUGUUUAUCUACAGUUCUUUGUAUGAUAUAUCACUGCACACUCUAAAUUUUAUUCUUAUCAUUCUGUAUGGGUGGCGCUCUUGCUAGUCCUGCAUGACUUCUUUAAAAGAGACACUUAAAUGGCUUUAAGGUUCUGGUUAGUUUUAUAGUAAGGAGUUUGCUCGCGGUAGUUGUGGUCAUUGUGACUUACAUGAUCGAGGAGUCUCUAGAGUCUUAUUACCUAAGCAAGUGUGGCAUGAUCCAGGAUUUCUGGUUAACUACAGUUACCACUUUCUGUAUUGUUGGAAAUCUGAUCAGUAAUGGGUCAAAUACUCAUAGAACAAGGUGGGGUGUAGAAUUUCUGAUUCUGCUCAAACAGAUAGGAAAUCUCCUGCUUUGCUGCUGUCCUUUUCUUCAUGCCUCAUAUUCAGUUUUUCCCCACUUAUUUGCAAGAUCUUGCGGUUGCAGGGGUCACCAAGAGGCCGACAUGUUGUGUAUUGGUUCUAACCAAGCCAACCAAAGGGGAAUUGGUCCAAGAGGUGCAAGAGAAGUUGCAGGCAGAUUACAACCAGGUCGUAGCAGACGUAAAGGAGCUAACAACUUCCCUUUUCUGAGUGGCAAUAGUCUAAACCCAUCUCACAUGCCUUGUAUGCAUCUAAUGGAAUUAUCAUAUUUGUUCUGUUUCAUCCGAGUUGCCAGUACUGAUACUUGGGAAAGAAUUAUGGAGACUGAAUGCGAUAUUAU